Molecule: messenger RNA, 755 nt
Organism: Culicoides brevitarsis
Lineage: Eukaryota; Metazoa; Arthropoda; Insecta; Diptera; Ceratopogonidae
Gene: Fdx1
Product: adrenodoxin-like protein 1, mitochondrial
Exons: 1
Coding region: 85-606 (173 amino acids)
Biological process (GO): positive regulation of oxidoreductase activity; P450-containing electron transport chain
Cellular component (GO): mitochondrion
Molecular function (GO): 2 iron, 2 sulfur cluster binding
Source: RefSeq, a predicted model, not a curated record
CAAAUGCCAAAUACUUGUUUACAAAAAACAAAAAAAAAGUCUCAAAUCCUGAUCGGCAUUUCGUGAAAUCCUCAUAAAAUCACAAUGCUUGCCAGGAAUAUCUUAACCAGCAGUGUUCCUUAUUUCUUCAGCAAACUUGCAAAUGUUCCCGUACCAGCAAUCAGUUCACAAAUCAUCCGCGAGAUCCAAAUGACGUCUGUGGCAAAACACGGAGGAGCCUUCGAAUCCAAAGACCCCCAAUCCGAAGCGGAAGUCGUGAAUGUCAAAUAUAUCGACAAAGAUGGCAAAGAAACACAAGUGCGAGGCAAAAUUGGAGACAAUGUCAUGUAUUUAGCUCAUCGGUAUGGCGUCGAGAUGGAAGGAGCCUGCGAAGCAAGUCUUGCUUGCACCACUUGUCACGUCUAUGUGCAACACGAGUUUCUCGAUACGUUGCAAGAACCGGAGGAGAAGGAAGAAGACUUGCUCGAUAUGGCGCCGUUCCUCAAAGAAAACUCCCGUCUCGGAUGUCAAAUCAUCCUGACGAAAGAAAUGGAUGGCAUGGAACUGAGACUGCCCAAAGCGACGAGAAACUUUUACGUGGAUGGUCACAAACCGAAGCCACAUUGAAGAGACUUUUAAAUCAGGAAUUUAAAUAAAUAUUUAGGAAUCUAGAAUAAAAUUUAUACAAUGAAUUCAAGUGAAAGGGGUUAGUUUUUCUAUUUUGCGUUUCAAUUUUGACCAAUAGCGUUCUUAUGUUGGUUAACAGGGAUCAAAAA